UUGAUAUUGUGAAAUUUUAAGUAUUUUAUCGAUUUUCAUUGAAUUAUCACAGCAAAUAUUACCACAAAAUGGGCGAAGAAUGGUGCACGGAACACUUGAAGAGCCUCGAGAUCGUUGACAGACGAACAACGGCUCUGAACGAACUAAAAUCGCACCUAAUUACAAAGGGCAAGGAUGAUGCAGCAAUUUACGACCAAGUCUUAUCCUCGAAAAAUCUCUUCGAAUGUCUUAAUGAGACCAACAGUGAGGACUCAACUCUCGCAUGUGACGUUCUUGCAAUUUGCAUGAGUAACUUGGAACUGGAAAAAUCCAUUCAGAACACGAAUUUACUUGGUUCUGCUCUAACUCAUCACAAUCCCAAAGUUCAAGCACUUGGCUGUGUCGAAAUCUCUCGCAUCCUAAGGAAUUGUCCAAAUGGCAUCAAAGAUGUGAAUCUCGUCAUUUCGCUCAUCGACUGCCUAAAAUCCGAAGAAUUGAAUGUUUCGUUGCCGUGCAUCCCGAUUCUCGUGCAAUUACUUCCCCAAUUUUUGGAUAUCUCAACUGUGAUGAGUCGUUUCUUGGGAACUCUCGAUGCCGAAGCCAGUGUCAAAUGCCGUUCGUACGAAAUUGCCGUCAAAAUAGCCAAAGUUUCUGCCGAUCGAUUGAAUCACAUGGACGGGGUCUUGGAAAAAGCUGUUGCUGAUUUGGAAUCCACUGAUAUCCUGUUCCAGCUGAACAUGAUCGAGAUUUUAUCGGAACUGGCAGAAAAUGACCAUGGCUUGCUUUAUUUGGAAAACAAGGGAGUUUUCACGAAACUGCUGAAAGAAAUUGAACAAAUCAGUCAAAACCCGCUAAGUAACUUUGUGAUUCCCGGUUUGAUGAAAUUUUACGCGAGAAUUGCCACAAAAUACCCGGAAAAGGUAUUCGAGCAAUUUCCGCAAGUGAUUUUUGCGUUAUUUGAAUGUCUCGUGAUAUCGCUGGACUACACGAUUCUUCCCACAGCCUUGGAUACGUUGGGAGUUUUGGCACGAUCGCGUACGGGAAAGAUAUUUUUGGAGAACACUUUUGGUCCGCAGAUGAAACAAACGCUUCAUGACAUGGGCGCGAAUAUCCAAAAUCUACCCACAGACCUGAAAAUUCGCAUUUUGGAGUGUUUAGAUAACGUUUUCUACACAAACCCGGAGGAAAAUGACAAUCAAGUUGCCUGCAUCACCGAGUCGUGGUACAAAAUUGUAUCGCAAAACGACCAAAGCUUGCAGUUUGUCUUUAAGUACAUCCAGAACCCCUUUCCCGAUAUCAAGGGAGCCUCGUAUUCGUUACUCAAAACGUUGUGUCACGUCAAAUGGGGACACGAACGUUUGAACAAGACCGGCGGAUUGAUUGAAUACCUAUUGGAUCGCAGCACCGAGUCCGAUAAAGACCUCAAAAUUGUAAAAUAUGAAAUUAUUUGUUUGCUGGCCGAGUCAAAUGUGUUUCCGCCGAGAAUUUUGGUGCAGUUGAAGAGUUACGUGAGUGAAGGAGCCUUUUUCGUGCGAGGCAUGACAGAAGUGGCAGUUGAAGGGGCACAAUAAUUUUUGUAUUUUUUUCGAUAUUUAAGAAUAAAAACACU
Messenger RNA from Culicoides brevitarsis, 1588 nucleotides. Its product is annotated as 26S proteasome non-ATPase regulatory subunit 5. The transcript is spliced from 2 exons. The record is from RefSeq and is a predicted model, not a curated record. The coding region runs from base 69 to 1550 and encodes 493 amino acids. NCBI's taxonomy places the organism in Eukaryota, Metazoa, Arthropoda, Insecta, Diptera, Ceratopogonidae. Gene Ontology annotation, cellular component: cytosol. Gene Ontology annotation, biological process: proteasome assembly.